This is a messenger RNA of Panthera uncia (snow leopard), 2752 nucleotides long. RefSeq names its product KDEL endoplasmic reticulum protein retention receptor 2 (gene KDELR2). The transcript has 5 exons. Gene Ontology annotation, cellular component: cis-Golgi network; membrane; endoplasmic reticulum. Gene Ontology annotation, molecular function: ER lumen protein retrieval receptor activity. Gene Ontology annotation, biological process: protein retention in ER lumen; endoplasmic reticulum to Golgi vesicle-mediated transport. NCBI's taxonomy places the organism in Eukaryota, Metazoa, Chordata, Mammalia, Carnivora, Felidae. The coding region runs from base 120 to 758 and encodes 212 amino acids. The record is from RefSeq and is a predicted model, not a curated record.
UUGGCCACGUCCCUGGCCACGUCGCGCCCGCUCUCGCCAUCUUCGCCGCUUCCUCUCAGGGGCCGCCGCUGCCGCCUGAGCCGCCGAGCCCCGGGGCCGCCGCGCCGACCGCCGCCGCCAUGAACAUCUUUCGGCUGACCGGGGACCUGUCCCACCUGGCGGCCAUUGUCAUCCUGCUGCUGAAGAUCUGGAAGACGCGCUCCUGCGCCGGUAUUUCUGGAAAAAGCCAGCUUCUCUUUGCACUGGUCUUCACAACUCGUUACCUGGAUCUUUUUACUUCAUUUAUUUCAUUAUAUAAUACAUCUAUGAAGCUCAUCUAUAUCGCCUGCUCCUACGCCACGGUGUACCUGAUCUACAUGAAAUUCAAGGCGACCUAUGACGGAAACCACGAUACCUUCCGAGUGGAGUUCCUGGUGGUCCCCGUGGGAGGUCUCUCCUUUCUAGUCAAUCAUGAUUUCUCUCCUCUUGAGAUUUUGUGGACCUUCUCCAUCUACCUGGAAUCCGUGGCUAUCCUUCCCCAGCUCUUCAUGAUCAGCAAGACAGGGGAGGCGGAGACCAUCACCACCCACUACCUGUUCUUCCUGGGCCUCUACCGCGCGCUCUAUCUCGUCAACUGGAUCUGGCGCUUCUACUUCGAGGGCUUCUUUGACCUCAUUGCUGUGGUGGCCGGCGUCGUCCAGACCAUUCUGUACUGCGACUUCUUCUACUUGUACAUCACAAAAGUACUCAAGGGAAAGAAGCUCAGUCUGCCAGCGUAAGUGCCAAAGACCACCACCAGCAUCUGUCCCUCAGGGUGCUCGGACAGAGUUCUUACCACAGCAAAGGCACAAGAUGCUUGAUACGGAAAAUCAGAAACUUAACUCUUUUGUUCAGAUAGUCAUCAGUGGCUCUGUAGGAACCCCGAGGAAAAGAGCCAGAAGGUUUCUGUUUAAUGCAUCUUGCCUUAUCUUUUUUUAUUACUAUGUACAAAGAUUUUUUUACACAAAGGAACUUAAUGCUGUAUUAAUAAAUUCAGUGUGUAGUUUCAAUUGGGGUAGUUCCAAAAGUGAAGAUUUUGUGAGGAAUAAGUGCAACCUUUUUUUUUUUUUUUAAUUCUUUGAAAUUGUUGAUUCUUUGUGUCUGCAAUGAAAUUGUACUCCCUUGACAGUUGGUAGACUAUAUAUUCUUCCAUCUAUCAAACUUGCAUUCCACUAUAUUUAUUUUUUGCCAAAAGAUGAGUUAUAUUUGUUUGAAAUCUGAGACACUAUGUUGAAUUUGGUAUAUCUGUUCAAAUUUCUUCCCACCUAACGUGGACAUCGUUCCUCGGACAUGACAACACUACACGUAAGGCCGGUAAGGAUGGCUUGCAAGUCUUCUGGUUUUCAUUACCAAAAUUUUAAGAUUCUGAACGUAGAAGGAGUCAGGUUUGAGUCCCCAGUGGUGCCCGCCCUCUUCUCCUGCUAAGAAGAGUCAGUGUGAGACUGUCCCGAGGAUGUCGAAGAACUUGGUGGACGGGGGUUCUAGGCCGCUUGCCACCCAGGUGUGGGAUGUGAGGGACGUUGAUUAUGUCCUCUGAGGAACGGAACCCAAGCAGUCACCUGUCACCUUUAUUUUCACUUUCAAAAGAUUACUACAACCAUGUCCAUGCUCAGAUUCACACAGUUUUUCGUAUCACUUUUGGGUAGUAAAUUGAUUUACGUUUUUUUCUUAACUGGCAGCACCAAUUGCCAUUCCUUAUACUCUUUAGAUUUUUUUUGUUUUUGUUUUGUUUUUACUGAGCUCUUGCAUGAUUUAUCUUGUUACCAUCCUAAAUAAACAUGUUAUUAAACAUAGAACAAAUUGUCUUCUAUGUCAGGAUGACUUUUUUCAUUUUUUGAUUGGCUACAAAAGCUCAAUAUAGGGCCAUAAACAUUUACUGUCCACUAAUGAAUCUAAAACUAUCUGUAUUUUGAGGAAAAAUUGGAGUUUUUCCUCCUGAUUUUGCUGUUUUAUUGAUCUGCUACAUUUUUUUGAUUUUAUGCAAAAGCAUAUGACUUUGUUUUUAUGUGAUGCACCAUAAAAUGUUGAAGUGUUGAAUACUAACAGUGCUUACUACAGGAUGUAGUAUUUUUGCUUGCUGUAUUAAAAUAGUUUGUGGAAGAAGGGAGCUAGAUGGGUUUUAUUUUUAUCUAGUGUGUCUCUUACCCUCUUUCUGAACUGGCAGUGUAACUGCAUAGUUUAACCUCUUGUCUUUCUCUCUCAUCUUGCUCCCUGCACUCCAUGCCUCAUGGUUUUGCUUUGGUGUAUCCGUAUGUUUCUAGCGUUCUAGUCUUGGUUUAGUUUGUUUUCAUCCUCCCUGGAAGAUUCUGAGAGCACAGAGGAAGGGUGGGAAACCGCCACAGAAGUGGAGCAGACUGCUUGCUGCCCACACUGGGGGUGGGUGGGAGGCUCACACUGUUUUUGUGCAUGUAAAUCAAACACGAGCUGGGACCACUUGGGGGAGAGCAUAGUGCAGACGACAAGAUCUGGGACCUCAGCAGGCCGCCUGGCUUGGGAAGUAUCAACGCCUUCUCUAGUCACUGUGCCCACGUAAAAAUAAAGCCGGCCAAGAUGGGACCACCAUUUUGUGGCCAACUAGGAUGACAUCUUCAUAAAUAGGGUGGCUGAGUGGGAGUGCGGGACUGGGGCCACGUCUCCGCACACAUAGGAAACGAAGGCCUUGUAUGAUGCGCUUUAUAAAGCACUGUUUCAGAGUCCCUUUCACGUCUCCAAUAAAGGUUAUCAGGUAAUUAUA